CGCGAGUUGCGCGGCUUGAGCUCGUGGGUCUGUGAGACCCGAAAAUUGAGAGCUUGCUCGCGACCCGGCAGCUGCAGCCGGCGGCUCUGCGGCCGUCACCAUGCCACAAAACGAAUAUAUUGAGUUACACCGGAAGCGCUAUGGCUAUCGUUUGGAUUACCACGAGAAAAAGAGAAAGAAGGAAGGUCGAGAGGCUCAUGAACGUUCAAAGAAGGCAAAAAAGAUGAUUGGUCUCAAAGCUAAGCUCUACCAUAAACAGCGCCAUGCUGAGAAAAUACAAAUGAAAAAGACUAUCAAGAUGCAUGAAAAGAGAAAUACCAAGCAAAAGAAUGAUGAAAAGACUCCACAAGGAGCAGUCCCUGCAUAUCUCCUGGACAGGGAGGGACAGUCCCGAGCUAAAGUACUCUCCAAUAUGAUUAAACAAAAACGAAAAGAGAAAGCAGGAAAAUGGGAAGUCCCUUUGCCCAAAGUUCGUGCCCAGGGAGAAACAGAAGUAUUAAAAGUUAUUCGAACAGGAAAGAGAAAGAAGAAGGCAUGGAAGAGAAUGGUUACUAAAGUCUGUUUUGUUGGAGAUGGCUUUACUCGAAAACCGCCUAAAUAUGAAAGAUUCAUUAGGCCAAUGGGCUUACGUUUCAAAAAGGCCCACGUAACACAUCCUGAAUUGAAAGCCACCUUCUGCCUGCCAAUACUUGGAGUAAAAAAGAAUCCCUCGUCCCCACUCUAUACAUCUUUGGGUGUUAUUACCAAAGGUACGGUCAUUGAGGUGAACGUGAGUGAGCUGGGCCUUGUGACACAAGGAGGCAAGGUUAUUUGGGGAAAAUACGCCCAGGUCACCAACAACCCUGAGAACGAUGGAUGCAUCAAUGCGGUCUUGCUCGUUUGACAGCGGUUUCAGACAAGUAGCUCUUUACAGUUACCGAAAACGACUCACCAGUUAGGAAGACACCAUCACUUUGGUGGUUUCCGAAUACUGCCCAACAGCCUUACAUCUCUGCAGCCAUCAAGAGAACUAUUUAUUCUAUUGUAAAAAAUAUUAAAAGAGACCAGGUUUACAAAUGG
Suricata suricatta (meerkat) is the source of this 1059-nucleotide messenger RNA. It is a transcript of the gene NSA2, whose product is annotated as NSA2 ribosome biogenesis factor. Gene Ontology annotation, cellular component: nucleolus; preribosome, large subunit precursor. The record is from RefSeq and is a predicted model, not a curated record. Gene Ontology annotation, biological process: maturation of LSU-rRNA; maturation of 5.8S rRNA. The transcript is spliced from 6 exons. The coding region runs from base 101 to 883 and encodes 260 amino acids. Lineage: Eukaryota; Metazoa; Chordata; Mammalia; Carnivora; Herpestidae.